CCUUCUGUUAUUUACCUCCUUCCUCCGCAGUUUGGGUUUAGUCCGAUUCGAGGGCUUGUUUCAAAGGUCGUUAGGUUUCGGUUUUCUUCUUCGACGUGGUGGCGAUUGUCAAGUGGGGAUGAGCAGCAGUGUGACUAUGGGGCUGACAUUUUAAUUCUUAGCGUGAGCGAGCUUUAUUGUUGUGGCAGACCUGCAGGGCCUUGCUGUGUGAUCGGAAAGGAGGUGGAGCGCUGCACGAAGCCGGUGGUGUGCUGUUGACUUUGGGGUGCUGGGUUUCGUCGCCGGAUCCUCCACCCCGGUCGUCACGGCUCGUGCUUCCGCAGUGGAUUACUUUAGAGGGGGGGAUUCGUCGACUUAUCUUCCGGUCGAUAUUUACAAAAAAAAAUGAGUGCAAUCAGGAAACUUUUGAAGGGGCAAUGGGUGCAAAGGGGCCUGGCCUCCGCAAACUGUCGAAGCAUGUCCAGCCGAGGAGGUAGCUCAGGGGGUCUGCGAGUCCUGGUCGAUAUGGACGGGGUUUUGGCCGACUUCGAGGGAGGAUUUCUAAAGAAAUAUCAAGCUAGAUUUCCGACCGAGCCUUGCAUUAGUUUGGAGGACCGUAGGGGGUUUUGGGUCUCUGCCCAGUACGGACAACUGAGAAGCGACCUCUGUGAGAAAGCAAUAAGUAUAUGGGAGUCUAAAAACUUUUUCAUUGAGCUUGAACCCCUGCCUGGUGCUGUAGAAGCUGUGAAGGAGAUGUCGCAACUUGAAAACACAGAUGUCUUUAUUUGCACAAGUCCAAUAAAGAAGUUCACUUACUGCCCUUAUGAAAAGUAUGCCUGGGUUGAGAAGCACUUCGGCUGCGACUUUCUGGAACAGAUGAUCCUUACCAGAGACAAGACCGUUGUGUCUGCGGAUUUACUAAUUGAUGAUAGACCUGAUAUCACAGGUGCUGAGACUCGUCCUUCCUGGGAGCACAUCCUUUUCACUUCCUGCCACAACAAGCAUCUGACUCCAAAUCAGCCAAUCAGGAGACUGCACUCAUGGGCUGACGACUGGAGAGCAAUAUUGGAGAGUAAAAGAUAAUGGGGUGGGCUUUGUGGUUACUUUCAAAGUCAUAACCCUUAAUGAUUUCAAGCACAUUUACCUCUCACAGUAGCCUCGAUGAGAGAAUUUCCAGCAUGCAACAUACUGCUUAUACCCGGUGCUGUGGAUCUUUUAGAGGAAAUGCUCAUUUGUAUUCAUUUCUGCAGAGUUGGUAAAUUGUGACAUUUUAUGCUGUUUUUUUUUUAACUCUUUCAGUCCACGUGUACUGUUUUGGUUCCUGUGAAGUGGUUCACGGUCAAGUCAUUUUUUGACACAUAGGACUCUUUGCCUUGUGGUCUGCUUGCUAAAUGUGGCAAUUAAAAGCAGCCCAUCAUUUAUUAUUAUUAUUUUUUUAAGAAAUUCUAACAGUUUUUAGGGAAAAGCUACUUCUACCUGACACAUCCGGAGUGCAGAUCCACAUCUUCUCAAGUAUGUGUCCCAGUUAGGGCCUGCAUGGUGGCACAGUGGGUAGAAGUGGUUGGAUCCCUUCAGUCUGGAGUUUGCAUGUUCGUCUCUUGCUUGUGUUUGUUGUCUCAGGGGAGUUGCUUCCUUCCUGCAGUCCAAAGACAUAUCGAUUAGUAACAACUCCUCCAUUGUGAGGCCAUCAUUGUGCUCCAUGAAGGGCCAAUGUUCUGUCCGGGGUUGUUUCCUGUCCUGUGACGAGCAAGCAGAGAUAAUGUUUGGAAAAUGAUGUCCUCGUUAUUAUGACCCUGCUGACCUAAAUCCUCAGCUCAUGCGAAGCACAUACUUUUUGUCUCAUUACCAGUAAAUGGUAUUCUGCAUCAGGAAACUCUGGCAAUCACUAACAUAGUGCAUAUGAGAUAGAGGAGCCAUAAAGAUUUAUGACCCUUUAUCGCAACUGCAUAUCCCUUCUGCCUGUCACUGCAUCACUUCCAGCUUGCAUACAGCUGAGGCAGGUGCAUUCUGGGAAGUCCCCUUUGUGGAGACGUUCUGCUUAUUUGCCCAGUUUGUAUUUAUAAACUUAAUGUUAAUGGAAGCUGUAUGGGGUAUAAGACAAUCCAGAUGCUUUCACCCUCUGUGUUAGCCACAGCAGGACAUGCCAUACUGUCCUAAGGCAGCAGUGCCGAUGCUCUGAACGAGAGAUUUCUCUUUGGUUUGCACAAUGUAGACAUUUGAGGUUUACAGUAGCGUUGCUGUUAACGGACAACAUCCACCAUGUCAAGAAGCCAGUGGUUCUAGUAUGCGUCUCCUGGUGAUGGUGGAGAGUUGCUGCAAACAUUUGCGUUGUCUUACUGUGCCAUUGUCAUUCUAGAAAGAAAUCUCAUGUCUUUUUGUUGCACAAAGCCACCUUAUAUUUCAGUCCACAUACUGUAUAUGAUAUAUACUCAGGUUUAAAGGGACUGGCAUUACAGAUAAUUUGGUUGUUAUACGCUUACUUUGUUGUAGUGACAUAGGAUGUCAGGGCAUAGAAACCCCACAGCAGCUUCGACCUUAACGGGUUACGAAUGCCUGCUUCUGUACUCCUUUACCAGGAAAAGCAGGCGAUGACCUCUGAUUAACCACUGAUCGUUUUCAUUUAAACUUAAAGAGCACUUUCUACUGUGAAUGUAAAAUGUCCAAAUCUAAGAUAGCACAAAUGCAAUUGACCUAGAAGGCCCAUGUGGCUCAGUUUUGGGAUGUUGGCAGUAAUGACUUCGUUUGUGUACGACAUAGGAAGCUGUUGUUGAGAGCACUUUAAUUUUCUGCUCAUGUAGCCUCUUGAUUUGGGUCAACAGCUAAUUGUGAUGUUUUUCAUUUUGGCCUUUUUUGUGUGCCACUCUACCACUCAAGAUGAACAUUUCAUUUGUAGGAUUUAACUUUGGCCGUUACACACCCUCUCUUAUACUCCUUGAUAGUUAUGGUCUCGGGUUUGAGGAGCCUUAUGCAGCUUAGAGUAGCCUCACCUCUUUUUUUUUUUUUUUUGUUUGAAGACAAGCAGAUGAGCCACCUAAAGUGUUUCUUGAACUCCUAUUGUUAAGCUAUUGACGCCUGUAUGUACCUGCUGUCACUUUCCCUUUAUUUAUCCUCGGUCCUAGCCAUUACAAAUUCACAUGCCUAAGAUAACAAGCAAUGAACAGGGCAUUUACUGCGUAUGUGUGUGUGUCUGUUUUUAAUAGAAUAUAACAUGAGAAUUUUAUGUUUGCACUUAAAUUGUGAAUAUAUCAUUUUUAAAACCUGUUGAAUUAUUGUGCAAAUGCAUUUAAUGAGGUACUUAGCAGGCUAGAACGAAUGUUGCCGUUCAAUGUUUAUGCAUCUGACAAGCAGAAAUCUUACAUUUCUUAUUGUAAUUUACAGUUUUAUUCUACUUUAGUCAGACAUUUAACUAUUAAUCACGGUCAAAGCAUUAGAUGAAUUGUCGGUACAAUGAUAAGAUGAAGUGCCUUCCCAGUGUGUCAGUCAAUACUGAGAGAAGCCAACUGCAUCUGCUUUUGUAAUAAUUGUGCUUGCUGCAGCCUUUCACGUGCGUUACCUGCCAGCCCAGCCCAGUCUGAUGAGGGACCCAUCGAGCCUUUUAAUGUUUUAAUGUUAUUUGUAACCGUUUUUAGAUACAGGCCUAAUGCCAGCCUGUUUUGUUUUGUAUGGCACCUUUCAUGGUGAACACCAGCUCAAGACACUCGAGUGCUCAAUUCACGUUGACUGCCUGUUUCUGCUAGCUGAGUCGGUCGGUCGGUCAUUUAACAUUUUUAUAAUUCUGAUGAAAGUGUUUUUCAGAUUUUAAAUGAUUUUAUGCAGAAUCUACCCAUUUCAUAAGUUUUAGAAAUCUUGUUUGUUUAACAGUUUAAGGAAUUGUGAAGCGCCUAGGCUUCAUUACAACAAGAUCUCCUUCAAGUUAUUUGUGUAGAUCAGCCAUGUUAAGACCAUCCUUAUAAUGCUGGGCAAAUAAUUAACACGACAAGGCCCAACACAUAAGAAAAAGUAAGCUUAAAAGAAUAACAUUUUAAAAUAAGACCUAUCAGUGGGUGACCUUCAUCAGAUGUAUAGUACAGAAUAUCUGAAUGUCAUUGCCAGGCUGGGCAACACGGGCACCUCAGCACACCCCAUACCUGGUUUCCAAUCUACAAGACAUGGAUCAGCUUUUUAUCCACUUAGGCAUCCCCCACAUGUACCCAGAUGAGGUGGUGAUGCCCCUUUGGGAUAUUUGGUGUUGUGAUUCUUUCCACCAAUAUGCCAACGAUGAGGCCUUGCCUCAACAUCUUAGCCCCAGGCUAAACUGAGGCCUGGAAUUCAAAGCGGUUAUUACGCCUGUCCAGAAUCAGGCGUCUGUCUACCCCAGUAUCAAAAACAACGCCUAAUGAUCUUCAGAAACUAAAAGUGAAUCAAGAGAGAGAAACGGGGAAAGCUGUGGCUGUUUAAAGAUAAGAAAAUUUAUUAACAGGAAACAACAAAAAAACUAAGGGGAGCCAAAAAAAAAAAAAAUAGAUAAAAAGACAACCUGAAACAAACAAACAAAUCUAAUCCACAGUUCAAAUUCAAACACCAAAGAAUCUGAAAAUCCACAAAAUCCUUUGCCAUGAAGGUGCGUCUGCUAAAACAGUCAAUGCCGUCCUGGUGGUCCUGACCCUCUGCCUGAAAUGAACAGACUUGAGGGAGUUCUCCAGCUGAACGUUCUGGUUGGUCCCACCCCUAAAACUCUAUAUAAAGGAGACAGGGCGCCUAACUAAACACAGGAACACAUAAAUUAAAUUGUAUUAAUAAAAUUUAAAACAUACACAUAAACCAAAGACAUAAUAUUUAAAGAACAAGAAGUGAAAAUACAUUUAUAACAGGGCACUUGUGACAGUCUUGUGCUUUUGCUUUUCAUCCUCCAUGUGUCACUUCCCAAAAGAUCAGGGAAGGGUAAAUGGGGGACAGUGAAGAGUUUUGUCUACUUAUUGAAUUGGUGGGCAUCAGGAAUGCAAGCUGAUUAGUCGUUCACUUCACGGCCACACGCAAGUCAAGUUGUACAAAUACGGAGAUGGUGGGGCUACAGCUAAAAGGUCAGUUGGUGUUCACCAUGGAAAGGUGGUCUGCGAAGUCGAUUAGCAAGCAGGGGUCUGAAUUGAAUAUGCAGUCGCUGCCUGUCCCCGUGUUCUAAUAAAGUGUGUGCCCAUCGUUCUGCUGCUCUGCAGUGAUGUGGUAAAGCCUUCUGUUUCUGCCUUCUUUCAAGCUCUGGGAAGGCAGCAAAUGUAAACGCCAGUCAUUUUUUUCAGGGGGCUCCUCUGCGCAAGACCCCCCCCAGUGACUGGCCCAUGUCUGUUUUUUGGGACAAAUCUGAACAGAAAAACACUCUGCAUUGCAAAUCAGAGGUGCCCGUUACGUUAUCCACAUGCAUCUCUAUUCUAGAUAUUUAGUGCUUGGCGGAGAUCAUUUUGAAAACGAAUGACAAACUUUAUAAAAUAUGAUGAGGACGUGGCCAUCGACAUCGAAAACGACUGCGUCUCAAACAAAGUAGUGGCUUAGCACUGCUGUUGAGCAAAAUGAACGUCAGAAAAGCCCACACACAGACUGAAUGCUGAGCGUAUUUUUGAUGUCCUGUCACCCUGCAUGAUUUCAUCUCUAAGUGAAUGAUGUAGUUUUGCACUUUUAAUUUACUUCUUCACCAAUAAUGAAGAUAUUGGUUAUAGUUUAUGCAAAUAUGUAGAGAUCAAAAGAACCCUGAGAAAGUUUGUUGAUGAUAACGUUUCCGGAAUGUUACAGAUGUCUAUGGUGCUUUUGUGUGACCACUAUGUAUGCGUGCGACAGUGGCAAGUCCUUUAGCCAAUUCAGGGCACCUCAGAUGUAUGGAAGCCAUUUGAAUAAAUGCAUAAGCUCAC
Messenger RNA from Polypterus senegalus (gray bichir), 5855 nucleotides. Its product is annotated as 5'(3')-deoxyribonucleotidase, mitochondrial-like. The coding region runs from base 385 to 1062 and encodes 225 amino acids. NCBI's taxonomy places the organism in Eukaryota, Metazoa, Chordata, Cladistia, Polypteriformes, Polypteridae. Gene Ontology annotation, molecular function: 5'-nucleotidase activity. The transcript has 5 exons. Gene Ontology annotation, biological process: pyrimidine deoxyribonucleotide catabolic process. The record is from RefSeq and is a predicted model, not a curated record.